This is a messenger RNA of Calidris pugnax (ruff), 2098 nucleotides long. RefSeq names its product GATS-like protein 3. The transcript is spliced from 7 exons. Gene Ontology annotation, molecular function: arginine binding. The record is from RefSeq and is a predicted model, not a curated record. Lineage: Eukaryota; Metazoa; Chordata; Aves; Charadriiformes; Scolopacidae. Gene Ontology annotation, cellular component: cytosol. Gene Ontology annotation, biological process: negative regulation of TORC1 signaling; cellular response to L-arginine. The coding region runs from base 332 to 1354 and encodes 340 amino acids.
CUCUCCCUGCUGGGCUGGCACCAGGUCCUGGCAUCCCCGGGACAGUGGGGUGACCCUUCCCUUGUCCCCUCCAGUGUCCUGUCCCCCCACCCCCCACGAGUAUCCCUACUGCUGGACGCUGGGCUGGGGGAUCCCGGGGGGCUGGGGAUGAGCCGGGCAGCCCCAGGGCCCUGGCGGUGCUGGUUUUGGGGUGCAGCACACCCCGGCACCCCCUCGCUCCCAGCCCUAGGGGGGUGUCACAGCUUCAGCCCCGCUCAUCCCUGUGGCCAAAUUCAGGUGCCAUCUCAGUGCCUGAAGCGGCUGAGCCCUGUCUGGCUCGUUCCACUUGUAGAUGGGACUGGUCUGCGCCCCCAAACCAGCAUCUCCAGCCCCACACCUGGGGUUGAUCCUGUCCUGGCUCCAUCAGGCCAGCUCGUCUCCUGCGGGACAGUGUGACACGUGGUGCCAGAGCUGGUGUGAGCCCAGUGGCACGGACAGGGCAUGUGGCGUUGGGUGCAUCGAGCCCCAGGGAGCCCCGUGCCUCAGUUUCCCCUUGUCCCUCACAGAGCUGCCGCCCUCCGAGUUCAUGCAGGUGGCAGAUUCGACGUGGCUGGUGCUCAGCGUCGUCUCCAAUGGCCGGGCGCCCUCCGGCUGCCAGGCCACCGGCGUCACCAAGAUCGCCAGGUCGGUCAUCGCGCCGCUGGCCGAGCACCACGUCUCGGUGCUGAUGCUCUCCACCUACCAGACUGACUUCAUCCUGGUGCGGGAGCGGGACCUGCCGGUGGUGAUCCACACGCUGGCGGGGGAGUUCGACAUCUACAAGGAGGAGGGCGGCGAGUGCGUCCCUGUCACCUGUGAUGACGUGAGCAACGGCUUCCUCAAGCCCAAGCAGGCCGCCAGCCCCACGCUGCACCCCGUGCAGAGCCCCCAGACCCGCUUCUGCGUCCUGACCGUGGCCCCCGACACGCUGCCCGCCAUCGCCACCAUGCUCAUCGACGUCCUCUUCUACUCCCACAGUCCCCCGAGGGAGGCUGGCGCCGGCAGCCAGGACCUCGACUCCAUCACCUUCUUUGCCUUCUCCCUCAUCGAGGGCUACAUCUCCAUCGUGAUGGACGCCGAAACCCAGAAGCGGUUCCCCAGUGACCUGCUGCUGACCAGCUCCACGGGGGAGCUGUGGCGGAUGGUGCGGAUCGGCGGGCAGCCCCUCGGCUUCGACGAGUGUGGCAUCGUGGCCCAGAUCGCGGAGCCGCUGGCCGCCGCCGACAUCUCGGCGUAUUACAUCAGCACCUUCAACUUCGACCAUGCCUUGGUCCCCGAGGAGGGCAUCGCCGAGGUCAUCCAGCUGCUGCAGCAGCGCCAGGAGAGCGGCAGAUAGCGGCUGGCUGUCCCCAUGCCGGGUGGCCCGGCACGGUGGCACGGUGCACUCCCCCCCUUCCUCCCCCCUAUAUUCAUUAUUUUUUAAUUUUAAGGCUUCCCCCCGACGCGGGGCAGAGCCGGGUGCUGCAUCACUCCCUGCCUGCUGGGGCUAUGGGGACAUGGUGGCUUCAGGGACCUGGUGGCCUCAUGGUGGUGGGACAGUGUCCCGUGGGAGGGGGGAGCCGUCCCCACUGUGCCACCCCCGUGGGUGAGGCCGAAGGGCAGCACCGUGCCAUCCUCUGCCCCCAGGUUGGGGGGCUCGGGAGGGGAGUGGGUUGUCCCCCAGGGACCUGCUGGAGGAGGGGACAUGGGGGGGACAUGCCAGUGAGGGGUGACGUGGUGCUGCAGUGCUGGGGGUGACAGCCUGGGGCUGGUGGGACGUGUCCCCACACCCUGUGUGUGUGCCCACAGGUGGUCCUGUUGGGUGAGGAGGGGCGGCCAUGAUGCUGUGGGUCACCCCUGAACCAACUCUAUGGAGGGGGCGAAACCAUCCCUGGACCUGGGAUUCCCUCCUGCACCCCAAAAAUCUCCAAGGCAGAGAGGAGGGGGGUUGUGGUUCACCCCCAGCCCUGUGUCCCCUCCGGGGUGGCCCUGUGCCCCUGCCUGGGCUGUUGUGGGGGGAUGACGGUGACCCCCCAUCUCCUCCCAAGCUGUAUUUUCACAUAGUUUUUAUAAUAAGUCAUUAAAAGUCCUAUUAUUUUUA